Messenger RNA from Dichomitus squalens LYAD-421 SS1, 4288 nucleotides. RefSeq lists its product as uncharacterized. Lineage: Eukaryota; Fungi; Basidiomycota; Agaricomycetes; Polyporales; Polyporaceae. The record is from RefSeq and is a predicted model, not a curated record. The transcript is spliced from 9 exons. Bases 118 to 4176 code for a protein of 1352 amino acids.
CGUGACUCGACACAUCCUGCGAUCGCGCUCCAAGUGGCCUCAGCCUUCAGCCACACACGCGACUUCCCCGCAUUCUUGUCACACAUCCUCUCGGCGCUGGCUCGUCUCUCACACGGAAUGAUGUCUCACUUGACGGAGUCACUCGUGGAAGAACGCGUAAUGCAACUACAGGAAAUAAGCAGGCGGCGAAACGAGCUCCUACGCGAAUUGUAUCAUCUCGUGCAGAAGCGCGACAAGCUCGGGUCCUUAGUCACGCUUGAAGAGCAAGAAGAGAGUCACGAUGACGGCCUUCAGUCAUUCUUGGACAGGUUCGAUCUUGAGAGACAUCCCGAGACGGGCUCCAUCUCAAACCUGCUCGAAGACGAAGUAGCUCUACCCGAGACCCCCCCGGCCUAUUCCCCCGUGGGUGUUCCUGAACCUGAGCCGAUGGCGGAGACGGCGGACGCAGCCAAUGUCAUCUCGGAAUCUCCCAUGUCCGAUCCGCCCGCGUCACCUACCAUCCGCGAACGCCAGGAGGAGGAGGAGGAAGAGGAGGAGAAAGAGGAAGAGGAACGAGACUCUCCAAUCCCUGAUGUAUCAAAGGUGGAAGCUCUCAUGGACGUUGACCUUCCCCCGCCUGUCUUGCCCCCCGAAGAGCCCACUGUUCCGGAGGCCAAGCCUGAUAUGACGCAGAACGUGAGGUCGCCUGAGUUGCCCCAGGUACCGGAGACUGCACGGCAGUCGCCAGAUUUCGUAGAAGGAGAGCUACAUCCCACGCAGGUCGCAAUUCCUGGGAAAUCCCCUACCCCUGCGCCGGAACGCCUAGUAACACCUCCUUAUAUUGCGCCGAGUCGGGAUUCUCCCAUGCCUCAAACGUCCACAGGAUCAGUCGCUGCCACACGAGAACCCUCAUUGAGCCGAACCUCCCUUCCUCUGUCACAGCGCGUGCGGUCUCCCUCGCAGCGCGCUGAUUUUGAACCCGAUGGCAUCAAGGCGGAACCGCUAGAUGACGAAGACAUGGGAAUUAUGGACUCUCAACCACAAGUGAGGUCUUCAUCGCCCGAGGAGAGGACAGCCGUUCCGUUCGAGACGGUGACACCCGCCCAGCUGAUGAAGGAGCCCAGCGAAGACCAAAUCAUGACUAUUUUGGGACCCACAGAUCCUCGGUCAUCGCCCGCACCUACCGACGAACAUGUAUCAUAUCCCGUCAUUGACUACGCUAUCCCGCUCCCCACCCCCGGGUCACCCACUUCGUUCUCCUUCAAUGACAGGGCAGACCAACCCAUGCCUGUCGAAUACACCAGAGGCCCCCAUCAAUUCCCUCCCGAUCCGCCUUAUCCUCGGCCUCCACUCGAACUGCUUCCUCUGGAGUUCAAUUGGAAGAAACCGUCCAAAAAGAAAAACAAAGGAGCGGAUAAGAGUGAUCCGAAGACCCACGAAUGGCAGCCUAUGGGUCUCAAUAAGUGGGCAGCUGUUUUGAAGGCCAACCCUGUACACACCAAGUUGCAGAGAGCGACCAAAUGCCUCAGCACGCGCGAUUGGUCGAUCGGCAUCGCCGAAAUGCAUCUUCUCCGUGUAUUCGAGCGCGUCGACAAGCUGAAAGAUUCCGGCCAAUGGAGCUUCCGGCAGCCCAAGAAGCAGCGUGGCGUCGGCGGUUUGAUGAAGACACAUUGGGAUUAUCUCAUGGACGAGAUGAGGUGGAUGCGCACUGACUUCCACGAAGAACGGAUAUGGAAGAUCGCCCUUGCGUACAAUUUAGCUCAUGCGGUUAUGGAGUGGCACGAGGCAGGCUCUCUGGAGGAGCGUGUUCGUAGAGGUAUCGUCGUUCUCUGGAAGCCUCCGCCACUGGAAGACACGGAGAUGGCGGAUGGGGUCGAAAUCGAAGACAUUGAUGGACCUUUCCGCGACGCCCAGGACGUCGACGAGGACGGCGGCGACUCGAGGGAGACCGUCACUCCGAACGAUGGCUACGGGUCUGAUGAUGAAAGCGAAGACGAGCUGGACAAAGAGCCCGCCAACGACUCCCUCGAGCCUGGUCAGGCUCUGCAGGACGCUCUUGAGCAGCUGGAACAAGAGCCUCUACAGGGAGACGGCCAAGAUGGCGUUCACUUCAAGCCUAAACUCGAGGAGAUUGAAGACCUGACGGCGUUGGGUGACGGCAGCUCUGGCCGCGAAGAGAAUGCCAUGGAGGUAGGUGUUGCCAAGGCGUUGGAAACUCAAGCAGACAAGCCGCAGGAGAUGCAGGCUCCUCCGAAACCAGUUGUGCCGGAAGCUCAUCCGGGCUUGAAGGCCUCGUCGAAGAACCCUGUCUUGGGUCCCACUGGGAGAGAGGGCGUCAAGGAGAAGAUCAAGUACGAUUCCAUACGCGAUCACAUCUUGUACUCCGAUACUCGAAAGCUUUUCAUUGACUUGGAUGACCUCGAUCUCGUGAAGCAUAUGUCGGCACUGACAACGAACGACCCUCCUCUUCCGCCUCCGCCUCACGAUCUUGCCCAAUUAUUCCCCGACUGCGGCGUCUACGGUAUGCUGGAUGUCGCCCCUCCCCCCACAUUCGGCGAGGAUAACCGGAAGAAACCGGACCGCCGCAUCAGCAAGGACGACCCGGAUAGGCGUAUCGACGAAGCGAUGUACACGAAGCUCACUCCUACGAGCAAGUUUAUGUUCGAGAAACCUGUCCUUCUUGGCACGCUCAGGCCUGCCAGUAACUUCAAGGAUGGCAAGUGGUCUCAGAUCGAGGAAGCCCCCGUCUUUGUCGAUAUCGAUAUUCCUCCUGCUAAGCCUGUGGACGAUAACCCAUGUGUUCUCUUCGAGGGUACCGCAACCAAGACCUCCACGCCAUCGGGCCAUCCUGUGUUCAUGCCUCCACCUCCAAGGGACGUGCGCAAACGUAACGCGGAGCAGGCUGAUUCUCUUUCCUGGACUCCGGCGGACGAUGCCCUCCUCAAACAGGCGGUGGAGAGGUAUCCACACAACUGGAACCUUAUCGCUGAUGCCUUCAACUCGUCGCGAGUUACUAUCUCGACAGACAAGCGUACUGCUUGGGAGUGCUUGGAGCGCUGGAGAGGGAAGUCCAGCACCGCCGCCCGUGGCGACGCGGCAGAGGACAACACGUCGUCUGUGGCAUCGACGUCGGCGUCAGCGCACAUGACGACUAGAGGGCUGAAGAGAUCUGCAACUCAGAGCGCCACCACGUCUGCCAAUGGUGCCGCGAGCUCUGCAUCUCAGAGUGAGCCCAGAAAGCGUCGUCGACAUGCAGCCAUCCACGAUACAAUCAAGAGGGCAGCGAAGCGGAGGGAGCAAGCGCAGAAGUCGAAUCCUCCGCGCGCGAAAACUACGGCUGUACACGAUACACACGGCCAGUUCACCAAGUUGCCAAAGCUGACGCCUGCUGAGCUCAGUCGGAUGAAGACAGAGAAGGAGGCGAGCAUUGUUGCUCAAGAGUCCCUUGUGCGACGUAGAAAUGACGAACUUGCUCGACAGCACCUUCUACGGGAACAAGCACGCACGCAGACGCAGACGUUGCCCCCGAAUGCGCAACAACCUCAGACGCCUCAAGGGCAGAUGUUGCCGCCAGGUGCCACCCCGAACGGUAUUCCGCGGCCCCAGAACGGCAUUGCGCAAGUGCAGCCGAUUCGCAGCUCCCAGGUCGGCAUAUCGCAACAGCAGCGUAUCGCUGCCCUGGCUAACGCGAAUGCCCGGAUGUCGCCGCCGCAUCUGGCCCAUGCAGGGCAGAUUAGGGUCAUGGCAGGGCAGGCCCCUGCUCCAGCGCCAGCUUCCGGUCAAGGUCAGGUACAGGCGGCAGGGCAAGUGCCGCACUCGAACGCCUCAGCUGCGCUAACUGCAGCCGCUCCUGCGCUCAGUGCCGCCCACUUGUCCCCGUCAUUCGCUGCUCGGGCGACGAGCUCGUCACCGGGCGCCCCACACCGUUCGCCGCCGCUGCCUGCUGCUAGUCCAGCGAACGCCAACGUUCCUCGGCCACCCUCGGUGCCUGGACAACCUGUACAGGGUAUGCAAGUGAACCCACUGCUGCAAGUCCAGGGCUUGCAUUACUACAUGCAAAGCAACAGGCUCACCGCAGAGCAGAUCCAGGCCUUGAUUGCCCAACAGCAACAACGGUCGCAGCAACAGUAUGCGCAUAUGCAUCACCAGCAGCAGCAACCGCAGAACCCUCCGAAUGGGAACUUUCCGCACCAGUAAUCGUAUAAUCAUGCAAUCCGAACUAUAGACGUCAUGUAUCAUCUAGACACAUCUUCCAGCCAUCCCUAUGCUACGGUGGGUAUCAUCAUACACACCCAUACCUCGUUCAUGC